Staurois parvus is the source of this 810-nucleotide messenger RNA. The record is from the annotation of a GenBank genome assembly. Lineage: Eukaryota; Metazoa; Chordata; Amphibia; Anura; Ranidae.
CCUCCACCUCCCUCCCUGAUAGAAGAGAGAAAGAAGAAGAAGAUUCUAGAAGUCACCAGAGAGAUCACUGAGCUGCUGACAGGAGAGGUUCCUAUAAGGUGUCAGGGUGUCACUGUCUAUUUCUCCAUGGAGGAGUGGGAGUAUUUAGAAGGACACAAGGAUCUCUACAAGGACGUCAUGAUGGACAAUCAGCCGCCCCUCACAUCACCGGAUGGAUCCAGUCAUGGGAACCCACCAGAGAGAUGUCCCCGUCCUCUGUAUUCCCGGGAUUCCACACAGGAAGGUCACACCAUCCCUCACCAUCAUCAGAGUGGAAACCUGAGAGAUCCUAAAGUUGAGGUUAAAGAAGAGAUAAAAGAGGAGGAGGAUGAGGAUGGGGGGAUGGAGGAGUCAGAGAUUCCAGAAGAACACAAAGAUCUGUACCAGGACACCAUGGUGGAGUCAUCCAGCUACAGGAACCCACCGGAGAGAUGUCCCCGUCCUCUGUAUUCCCCAGAUUCCAUCACAGGAGGGUCACACAAACCCAUCCCUCACCAUUACAAGGAUGAAGAUCUGAUAGAUAUAGAAUUUGAGGUGAAAGCAGAAGAAGAAGAGGCGUAUGUGAGGGAUGAUCAGCAGUCUAUGGAGGAGGAUGGAAUAACGGGGACAUUUAUAGAGGAGGACACUCCUACAGAGAUCAGCACAGUCCAUGGCCGGGAGAUGAGGAAAACCUCCGAGGAUUGUCUCACUUUGUCUCCAGACUGGAAAGUAGAAGAUGAGGACAUCACACAGUAUAGUCCAGGAGAAAACCCGGCUCCCUCCAAUGUCCAU